Messenger RNA from Penicillium malachiteum, 447 nucleotides. RefSeq lists its product as uncharacterized. Lineage: Eukaryota; Fungi; Ascomycota; Eurotiomycetes; Eurotiales; Aspergillaceae. Bases 1 to 447 code for a protein of 148 amino acids. The record is from RefSeq and is a predicted model, not a curated record. The transcript is spliced from 2 exons.
AUGGAGGAACGCCCACGUUCCCUGGACCUUUCCUUAUCACCUUGCGCCACUUUUGAUAACCCAUGUCCAUUUGAUUCGGAUGAUACUGGCGAUAUCUCUCCUGACGAUGAUGGUGUUGCUAUCGACCCAGCUAUUUGGGACUCCCCUGUCUCCCCCAUUUCCACUGACUCGCCCCGCCCUGCCAACACGGGCUCUCAAUCAUCCACUGUCGUCAACUCCGACAGCUACAAUGGGUCGAUGAUGACCCUUCUGCCAGAACCCUCUGUCUAUGAGAUUCCAGAGGAUCCCAUCAUCCAGUUGAAAGAGUCAAUCCGUUACACAUCACCCAUCGUGCGCUCCAUGUCACCUGCUCCAAACUUGAAGUCGGCUCCAUAUCCGACAAAGCAGCUGCCAUUUGCUCCCGAGGAUCUCACCCGCGCCUUGAUCGGUCUACAGGUCUGCGCGUAA